AUGGCUAGCAACAAUAUUUCGAAACCAAACUCGCCAGCAGUCCUCUCGACGCCCCCGAGCUUCAGGAGUCGCCAUGAUUCCAUCAACUCCAUAUCCACGGCUUCCCAAGCCGACAAGGACCAGUUAGCCCACACCCUCAACAGGAUCCAUACGUCAGCAAGCCAGUCCGAAUCCUUGACAACCUUCAACGAUUUCGCUCCCCUGCCAUCAUCCCUUCCGGCGACAGAAACAAAGGUCCUGACAGGAGAGUUGGUUCAGAAUGGGCUCAGCGGGCUCUACAGCCGCCUGAAGGAGGCUGUUGGCGCCGUCGGCACGAGGCAGCAGGACGUGGACGACGGCGACAGCUUCGACGCUGCCUCCAAGCGCAGCACCAGUACCACAGCCACGACCCCGAAGAUACCGAUAGCCUCGCUCGCUCGCGCUGAGACCGCAGUCACAAGCUCGUCUUUCAAUUCUGGAACGACCCACGAUGGUCCUGCGACAGUCACGUCCUCGUCGGGAGUAAACACCGUCAUGUCUGAUAGCCAGUCACACCCACCUCAGUCCUCCAAGGCGACCUCCAUUUCCGCCAUGGCAGCCUCAAAGUCUAGUGUCUCUAGCCGACAAAGUCUACCUGGUGUGGCCAAGGCCUCCGCGGUCACAGCCAUCAACCCUGAGGUUGCUCCGGCCACAACCCCGAGAAGUGUGGCACGAUUAGAGGAUGGGCCAGGCCGGUCUUCUGGGAGGAGAAGCAUUAGCAAGCAGCCUGACCCCCGACCACUAGUCAUCGGUUCCGAGAGUUCGCACAAGUUUGACGUGUUGGAGCCCAAACACGGUGGAGGCGGUGAUCGAAUCCAUACAAGCGUCAGGGCGAGGCGCGAAGACGCCGCCGUGGAUGGACCCUUGGAUAAGCCCCUGAGUCCGAUCAAGACUAAUGCACCUUCGAUCCCCAAGUUGCAUUCGGUAGAUCUACGGUCUCCGGUGUCUUCGACCGCGUCCAUGAUGCUUGUACCGAAGAGGCCGGCUGUCAUUGAUCGCAUCAGUCGUUCUAGGUCGCCAGGCUACGCUCCGUCAAGGUCCUCCUCUAUGGAGCAUGUCACCGCUGAGCCCAGUCCGAUCAGUACGACUGCCCACGACUCCGUUUACCAUGAUUCCUUUGCCCAUGAUUCUCAGCCCAAGCAUGGAAGGACUGGCGCUUUGCGGAUCCCCGGCACGACAACCAACGAGGGUGCGCCUGAUCAGGUGAACGCCAGGCUUGAUAGAAUGCGGCGACAGGUAUUGAGCAAAGAGUUCUGGAUGGCUGAUGAAACGUGCAAAGAAUGUUUCAUUUGCGGCCAACCAUUUUCGGCCUUCAGAAGGAAGCAUCAUUGCCGAACCUGCGGCUGUAUUUUCGAUUCCAAAUGCACCUCUAUCAUUCCAGCUUCGAAAUUCGGAAUGACCGGGACUCUGAGAGUCUGUAAGACUUGUUUGAAGGUCAUAAAUCAGCGUCUUUACGAAGGAAGCGGCUCUGACGACUCUGGAGACGACUCAUUUCUACCAGCCCUCUUCCGCCAGACCAAAGCAACCCCCAAGGUCACACAGGUUGAGGCCGAACCAGAGGAACCUAGCUUUGCUGACCGAAUGGAGGAUUUGGGCGACUCGAGAUCGGUUCAGACACCCAUGAUGGCGAUUCCUGCGACCCGGAGGAUAAACGAUUCCAAUCGAAACUCGGCCAUUUUGGAGAUUGACGCGCCGCAACUCAGUCGUCCGAGCUCCUCUCGGUCUUUGAGAUCACUAACGUCCGCGAACCGGCCGCAGUCGUCGGGACAUAGGCGCCAUCAUUCGAAGCAUCACAAUAACUUUAUGGCGAGGUUCAAACCAAUGCCAGACGACAGGGCCCCGUUCCGCAAGGGCAUCACUGAGGAGAUGGCCAAGAAACCAAAGUAUCCUGCGUUUCACGAUGACAAUAUCAUUGACCCUGAGUUGGCUGCCUAUAUGUCAGACGAGUCCAGCGGUGAUGAACAGAUGAGCAUAUUCGCCACCAUGUCAAACGCCGACUUGCAGCCGUCUAGCUACGACCAUGAGAAGUCGAGUUUUGGACCGUUUCUCAGUACAGGAAGAAGACAUCGCCUUGGCCGUGGAGAAAAGAGUAUUAGUGGCUUGAGCUUCACAAGCCGUGGAAUGGAUGAUAAUGCUGGUUCCGGUAGCCUCAUUGGUCACAGCCGCCCAGCAAGGAGACGCAACCUGAGCAACGUCAGCCAUCAAAUGCGUUCUCCGCGGCCCAAGUCCGGCAUCUUCAAGGGCCCGUCAGCAUCAAACGAAAACAUGUUUACCAUUGAGAAUCCAGCGAUCGAGGCUACGAAGCUGACGAGAAGCGACUCGAUGCAAGCAGACAAACAGCCACAGGUGGAGCUCAACCCGUCAAGCAUGCUGCAUGUCAAGAGACUAUUGCAUCAGUUACUCGAGGAUUCGGGCAUACCCAACGUGCCUGCCUGGGAAAAGGCUCUGGUUCCCAUCUUGCUCCAGUGCACCGAUGAUGUUACCCCUGACAUCAGAGUGGGAGACGAUAUGGACAUACGGCACUACGUUAAGCUCAAGAAAAUUCCAGGAGGCAAGCCGGGUGAUACUAGCUACGUUUCGGGUGUUAUCUUCACCAAGAAUCUCGCUCUCAAGAGCAUGCCUCGUCGCAUCCUCAACCCCCGCAUAGUUAUUGUUUCCUUUCCGAUCGAAUACCAGCGGCACCAGCAACACUUCAUGAGCCUUCAGCCAGUCAUCGAGCAGGAGAAAGAGUUUUUGCGAAUUGUCGUCAACCGCAUCAUCAAUCUGCGCCCCCAACUUCUUCUCUGCGAGAAGUCUGUUUCGGGUGUUGCGUUGCAAUAUCUAUCAGAGGCCAAUAUUGCUGUCGCCUACAACGUCAAGCCUUCAGUCAUUGAGGCGGUAUCGCGAUGUGCUGAGACCGACAUCAUAUCUUCCCUCGACAUGCUGGCCCUUCAAGUUCAAGUUGGUAGGUCCGGCGGCUUCGAAGUCAAGACCUAUGUCAACAAGAACUAUCCCGGGAAGAAGAAGACCUAUAUCUUCCUAUCCGGCUGCUCUGAGAAACUAGGGUGCACCAUUGCUCUACGUGGGGACUCGACCGAAGUUCUAUCGAAGAUGAAAAAGAUAACAGAGUUCAUGGUCUACGUCGUUUACAACUUGAAGUUGGAGACGUGUUUGAUGAGAGACGAGUACAUUCAAUUACCCGCCGAACCUGAGGAAUCCUCAUCGCUGGCAUCGUCCCUUCGCCAGCACCCAGAAGACGCGCCUCGCUCUCUCACAGCGUCAACCGAAAUAGGGAAGAAUGGGCCGCAGGUCACCAAGACCUCGCCCACCGACUCCGAGCUCCCUUCCCAAACAAGUGAUGGCACAUCUUUGGUCACUGCUGAAGGUACUGUGUCAUCCGAUCAGACCGAGGAACCGGCCACAGAGGAUAGACCCGCUCUUGUAUCCCUUCACGCAUCUCAUGUUCCGCCCACGUCUCCCGAGUCUCAAGUGCCAGAAGACGUACCAAUGCCGACGUACUACAGCGAUAUGGUAGCAAGGUACGAGACAAAGAUUCUGUCGGCGUCUCCAUUCGUCAAGUUCGCUCAGCCCUACUUGCUCAUGAAGGCUCGAGAGCAGGAGCGGAGACUCGUUUACUUGAAGCGCUUGCGAGACCAGGACGUGGUAGAAGAGCAAAUUGACGCCGAAAAGUCCAAGUCGCAGAAGUUCCAGCUCAUCAAGCCUGAAAUGGUUCACGCCAUCGGGCAGAAGGCACCACGGCAGGUUAUGGAAAUCUUACACGCCGUCCACGAUGCCGAGUAUGACAAGGCCUUGUACAACUACCAGACGCAAACAAGGCAGUGGGAGAACUACAUUCAGGGCAAUCUCGACCUCUUCGAUCCCUAUUCUCAUCAGAACAUUGUCGUACUAUACUCGGUCAUCUGUACCGAGACAAAGAUCCCUUGCUCCGAACCAGGACUGAUUGCAAUCGCGUUCUACGACGAACAUGUCGACGAAAGCGGCAGCAUGGACCCAGACUGCACUCUCGGUCAGUACAUCGAAGACCUCUGCAUUAGCAAGGACUCUAUCUGUACCUCCAACGGGUGCGACCGAAAGAUGACGGAACACCAUCGCACCUACGUACACGAUGAGUCGCGAGUCACCAUAUUCGUAGAGCCAGCAGCUAAAAGGCGCAAUUUGGACGGCAUCACUAUGUGGAGCUACUGCAAAACGUGCAAAAAGGACUCUCCUGAGAUGGGCAUGUCCGACAGUACCUGGAAGUACUCUUUCGGCAAAUACCUCGAGCUGCUCUUUUGGAGCAGGGGCCUGCGACUCCAUGAAAUUACUGGUUGCCCCCAUGACCACCACCGCGACCACAUUCGCUACUUUCACUACCGCGAUACCUGGGUGAGGAUCCACUACGAUCCUAUUGACCUCCUCGAAAUCAUUGUUCCAAGAGCUCGGAUCACGUGGAAGGUCGAGAACGACCUCAAGCUCAAGAACGAGAUUUUCAACAAAAUUGAGGAACGUUGGGCUCGCUUCAUCAACUCUGUCAAACUCAGACUCAAGAGCAUACGCAUUGACAGUGUCUUGCCCGAAAAGGCCGAUGCGUGUAAAGCCGAAGUUGACAGACUUGCCAAAAAGGCGCAGGACGAUCAAGUUGCUUUGAUACGCAGACUUCAGGAAACCUACGUUAACUCCAAGUACUAUGAGGUUAUCCCGUUCAAUGCUAUUGUUAGGGAGAUGCUGGAAAAGGCUGGUGACUGGGACGCCUCGUUUACCAAAUUCGAGACCGACUUCCUCCCCGAUAAGGACUUGCGUCAGUUGACAAUGAUUCAACUCAAGAAGAUUUUCACCGACAACGAGUCGAGAGAGUCUCUGCCCUCAACAGAUGGCAACUCAACCGUGGAUUCCGGAGAGCCUCCUUCCCAAACUUUCUCUGAUGCAGACGAGAAGGUUUCCACCCAACCUACGGAUCCAACUGAAGCGAAUCCGGAUGGCGUUGCAGGGCCACUCGAGGGUGAGCAAGAAAAGCAGGAAGAGCCCGAGCGAGAGGGGCCGAACGAAGAAGAACCUCUCCCAGCGUCAGAUCCUGAAAAGGAACUAGAACAAGCCGAAACGAAGGAUGAACUAGUUAGCGGAGAAGCACUAGAGUCGUCCUCCUCGGAAGCUAGCAAGAUUAGCACUCCAGCCGAUGCUGUGCUGGAAAGGGUAGAACCCCUAGACUUGGCCUCCUCCAGCUCACCGAAAGCUAAAGGGCUCUUUUCCUUUGCUCCUAUCGAUGAGACCGGAGAGACGUCAGCAACAACGGCCAAUGCCGAGUCGACACCUGCCCUUGCGGCCAGGCCUCCGCUCACCACAGCAUCAACCAAUAUUUCACUCUCCGAGAAGGUCGAGCAGCUUCGUCGUGAACAUCAGGUUAUGGGUGCCGAAACGUCACAAGCUGGCGAGCCAUAUGAGGCAACAAAAGCGAACCCGGAACGAUCUUUGGCUCGUAGGGCUCCGAUGAUAAGAACUCUGUCGCAACCUGCCCAGACGCUACCAAGGUCCCAGUCGAGCUUUUCCAAAUCAAUCGUGGCGAAGGACACCAUAGGAGCCACCGAGACCUUGGGUGAAACAUCAUUUAAGGUGGACAAGAAACCGUUCGACCGACUGGCGUUGGGAAUGAAAAGCCAUAGAAAAGCUGGUCCCUCUUCAAUUCCUCGGCUUAUCACCAAGAAGAAAGACACACACGUGUCGUCCCAGGUCUCUAGGAUUGCCCGUCAUUUUGAACAGUUGAGCCGCGAGUUCGAGAAGGAAAGACAACGGGAAGACCGCAGGAAGCGCCUUGCCAAGGGCCAUCAACCUCGUGCAGGUUUACCACGCUCAGCCACCAAGGCUAUUGUUGAGGUCUACCACAACAUUGACAAUGCCGUACAAGAACCUGGACCAUCGAACACAGAUCACAACAGUGAGAUCAAAAUCCUCGAAUCCAAGACAGCGCCAGUCACCCCAGCGGCUCCAGGAACUGUGCAAACGGAACCCGACAUGAUGCCAUCGAGCGAAGAGCUUCACCCUGCACCAGAAGCUCCUCCUCCAGCAGAAGAGCACCAGGUCGGCGGGGAGACAGAUGAUACUGCAACUGUCACUGCUAGCCACGGCGGAUCCGAUGACGAAGGGCAGAGCGACACUGAACAGUCCAUUCUGGAUGAUCUGUUGCCUGACGUUAAGGAGCUGGCUGACUCUCUCGAACCCAGCACGGAGAUUCCUCUAGAACUGCCGAAGCAUCAGAAAACUAGCCUGAUGAAGAUGCUCACUAACUUCUGGGCUGAACGAUCUGCCAGUGGCUGGCCUCAACUGGACUACCCAGUCAACGCAAGCGAUCACAUAUUCCUCGAUUCCGAUGUGAUUGUGAGGGAGGACGAACCUAGUUCUGUCAUUGCGUUUGCCCUGAGUUCCGAUGACUACCGCACGAAGCUGGCUGAUAUUCGACGCCAAGAGCGAAUGGCGAUGCAAAAGGAUCAUGAGGCCAACUUCGACGGCAAAUCGUCAGGAAUGUCCGAUACUGGCGGCGAGUUCGUGAUGGAAGAGGGCGAGCUGGAGAAGAGCCUUCUCAGAGCAACUGGCACACAUUUGAAAUACCAGUUCAAAGAGGGAUCUGCAACCAUGCUCUGCAAGAUUUUCUAUGCUGAACAGUUUGACGCGCUGCGUCGCAAAUGCGGUGUGGCAGAUCGCAUAGUUGAGUCUCUUUCUCGCUGUUUGAAAUGGGACUCCAAGGGCGGCAAGACAAAGUCGGUCUUCCUCAAGACUCUCGACGACCGCCUGGUUCUAAAGGGAUUGUCACCCAUUGAGACGUCGGCUUUCCUCCGAUUUGCACCAGCUUACUUUAGCAUUAUGGCCGAGGCUUUGUUCCAUGACCUGCCUUCCGUCAUUGCGAAGAUGCUGGGUUUCUUCCAGCUAAUCAUCAAGAACCCAGUCACGGGCGUCGAGAUCAAGUUGGAUUUGCUGCUCAUGGAGAACCUGUUUUAUGAUCGUGGUCCGACUCGACUUUUUGACCUCAAGGGUUCCAUGCGCAAUCGCAAGAUUCAAUCCACUGGUGAGCAGAACGAGGUUCUUCUAGAUGAGAACAUGGUGGAGUUCAUUUACGAAUCGCCAUUAUUUGCGCGUGAGCACUCCAAGAAGCUCCUGAGAGCCUCCGUCUGGAACGAUACUUUGUUCCUCGCAAGACAAAACGUCAUGGACUACUCAUUGAUGAUUGCAGUAGACGAGGCCAGGAAGGAGCUGGUCGUCGGCAUCAUUGACUGUAUCCGGACGUACACAUGGGACAAGAAACUCGAGAGUUGGAUCAAGGAUCGUGGGUUCGCUGGCGGUGGCAGAAACCGUCCCACCGUGACGAGUCCGAAAGAGUACAAAUCUCGUUUCCGGGAGGCGAUGGCCAGAUAUAUCCUCCAGGCGCCAAAUUGCUGGCAUCAGUUCGGUGUGCCUCAACUUAACAACACCAUGAGGCCACGGUUCGAAUCAGAAGCCAAUACCGAGAUAUAA
Messenger RNA from Colletotrichum spaethianum, 7497 nucleotides. Its product is annotated as 1-phosphatidylinositol 3-phosphate 5-kinase fab1. Gene Ontology annotation, biological process: phosphatidylinositol phosphate biosynthetic process. Gene Ontology annotation, molecular function: ATP binding; metal ion binding; 1-phosphatidylinositol-3-phosphate 5-kinase activity. Bases 1 to 7497 code for a protein of 2498 amino acids. The record is from RefSeq and is a predicted model, not a curated record. Lineage: Eukaryota; Fungi; Ascomycota; Sordariomycetes; Glomerellales; Glomerellaceae. The transcript is spliced from 4 exons. Gene Ontology annotation, cellular component: endosome membrane; fungal-type vacuole membrane.